This is a messenger RNA of Racocetra persica, 456 nucleotides long. Lineage: Eukaryota; Fungi; Glomeromycota; Glomeromycetes; Diversisporales; Gigasporaceae. The record is from the annotation of a GenBank genome assembly.
UUACAGGUACAGGUUGGAAGUCUCUCAAGAACCUGUACGAGCAAGAAUGUGUGGUUUCGGGGACAAAGAUCGUCGUCCAAUAGAUCCGCCGCCCGUUGUUAGGCUUAUUGUGACAUCUACAGAUGGAACAUCCGUACCUGAAAGUUCUAUCGACCAUUCCAUGAUGAUCGUUCAUGCCGGUCUAUGGUCCGAAGAUUGCAAGGAAGAACAUAGCUUAGUAAUCAAUCCUUCAACCAUACCCACUCAAUCUGCCGGCCCUAGUUCAACCGUCAUGUCUCUGAAUACGCCUUCAAGCACACGAAAUCUUAUGGGACAUUGCACCUCGUCCGCGUAUGUGCUUAAUAAUCAUUCCGGUCAACAAGGGAUUUAUUUUAUAUUUCAAGACCUUUCUGUUCGUACUGAAGGCACCUUCACCUUGAAAUUCUCUUUUUGUAACGUUAAAGAGUUAAUGACUCA